Patella vulgata (common limpet) is the source of this 1578-nucleotide messenger RNA. Its product is annotated as myophilin. The transcript has 4 exons. Gene Ontology annotation, molecular function: protein binding. Lineage: Eukaryota; Metazoa; Mollusca; Gastropoda; Patellidae. The coding region runs from base 108 to 707 and encodes 199 amino acids. The record is from RefSeq and is a predicted model, not a curated record.
UCGCGUUUUGUCUGUUGUGUGUAGUGUGACCGGCAUCAAGGAGUACCUGCUUGAAAGUUUUUAAUCCUUAGUUUCCUGCAUUGAUACAUCCUAAAAAUACUUUAAAAAUGGCCCAUUUGAGAGCAGUGAAAGCGGGAUUGGGACGAGACUGUCAAAUGAAGAUAGACUCGGCUUUUACGAGUGGUGACGCCAUAAAAGUCCUGGAAUGGGUUAAAGAAGAAACCGGGGCCGAUUUCGAGAUCGCCGACUCAGAUGACAGAACCAAAAGUAUCGAUAAUUUUCACGAUGUUUUAAAGGAUGGUUUACUGUUAUGUCAAUUGAUCAACAAAUACCUGCCUGAUGAAUUAAAACUGGAUAUGACCAAAAAAACAUUUCAGAAGUCAAAUAACCCGAAUUUUGAAAUCAAUCGUGAAAGAGAACGACUGGACAGUUUUUUGAUUAAAUGUGUACAGCUGGGCGUCCCUAGAGUUGCUUUGUUCCAAAUCGAUAAUUUGUACGAGUUAACAAACUUAAGUCAAGUGUGUGCCGGUCUUGCAGCCUUAGGAAGUGAGAUUGAAAGCCUCCCAAGUUUUACUGGUGAGCGACGAUGGCCUAAAAAGUAUGUGGACCCGAAGGCUGAAGAAAAACGAAAGGCGGCUAAGCAAAAUAACAAGCUCAGCUGUACAUACUCUGGAAUACUCUACGGUGCUCCAGACAGCCAUUAUUGAUUACCAUGACAACGUUAUCACGUGUGGCACAGUGAGCCAAUGAAAAGCGCUGACACAUCAUUAACCGGAAGUUAAUUUUGAAAAGCUCUGCCUUUUGUUUCUAGUAGAAGUUUAUUUUUCAUAUGAUCUCAUAUGAUUCUAUAUUUCUGCUUGCUGGAUUUCAGACACUUAAAUACGAAAACGUAUUAUGAUUUUAUUUAUUAUUUUUGCAUUCAGUGAUAAUCAUGGACUUCAUCUGCUCAAAAACAAUAGUACGAGAAGACUGUAAUGUCCUGCUAACAAAUUCCAAUUUAGAUAGAAACUUAAGAUAUUUAUGAAAUUUUGUGUUUAAUUUAUUUGAUAUAAUUGUUUAAUCUAUUUUUAACUCCAGAAAUACCAUAAUUUAAUUAAUUAUCCCCCUCUUUCUCCAAUGGAUUAUUUAAUUUGUUGUAAAUAUGGGUGCAGAUAUUGUUACUUAAAAGUUUAUAGAUUUUUAGACAUUCGUCUAGUUUAGCUGGCAUGACACGAUCGACACGCCCUCUUGUUAAAGGGAGAUAAUUGUAGCCUGACAGAGUUCAUGGAAGGUGGCAUUUUAGUAAGAGAUUCCCCUAAAGGUCUCCACAAAUAAUGACUAGAUCUGGAUAAAAAUUGAAACGUAAAAUUACUCAAGACCCAACCUGUAAAACAGUAGAACACGCAUGUGUAGAUUUAAAUGUGUUCAUGUAGCGAAGGCAGUGACGACCCUGUCGUGCCGGCAUGGAAUUAGUAUACUGUAUUUACUCUUUUAGUUUUAGUCUUUUUUUUUUUUUUUACCUGUUUUUAAAUUCAAUUCAAACUGCUGAAAAUGACCGAACUGUAAAAAAUAUGUUUAAAAAUAAACCGUUUCAUUUUA